GAGGCGGUAUAUUUGGACAGCUCUUCAUGAGUAUAAAGAGCUUUAUUAUAUGUUGAUAUUAUAUGGUUCUCGUAGGGGAGGUUGUAAGUGGAGGGGUAUAAACAUAAAGUUUCUUUCCAUUUCAUCUCUCACUUUCAGUACAUCAAGCACCAAAAUGUUCCUAUCAGUCAUCCCUUUUAUAUAUUUCUCCAUCAUCUCCUCUACAACAACCAAAAUAUAACCACUUUAAUUUACUUCUUCUCUAGGGAAAAAAAAAAGUAUAUACCCAAUUUAAUAUAAUGACUAUUCACAAAAUUAUCACCUUUGUGUUUGUUCUUACUUUGUCUAACUUUGUUCAAGGUACCACAAAAAAUGAUCAGUCUGAAUUCUUUGUUGUCAUGAAGAAGUAUGUCACAGGGAAUUGUUUGUCUAAUUGGGAUAUUGGAAAUCAAUUUGUCAAUUAUGAAGGAAUUGACUGUGAUGAACAAGGAAAUGUUGUCAAAAUUGAUAUUACAGGAUCGAGCCCUCAUCAGAGGCAUGCCUAUCGACACCUGUCAAAGUCUUCGGCUUGCACGAUGUCUCCUUCCAUUUGCUAUGGAAGAAAAGAAUGGACGCAACACUUUAUUCUCUUCUACUGCUCUUUGUUUAAUUUGAAGAUGGAAUAAUCAAAGUUUGUUCUACCA
Messenger RNA from Capsicum annuum, 662 nucleotides. RefSeq names its product receptor protein-tyrosine kinase CEPR1. The transcript has 2 exons. Lineage: Eukaryota; Viridiplantae; Streptophyta; Magnoliopsida; Solanales; Solanaceae. Bases 279 to 644 code for a protein of 121 amino acids. The record is from RefSeq and is a predicted model, not a curated record.